Messenger RNA from Fusarium odoratissimum NRRL 54006, 2551 nucleotides. RefSeq lists its product as uncharacterized. Gene Ontology annotation, biological process: phospholipid metabolic process. The record is from RefSeq and is a predicted model, not a curated record. Gene Ontology annotation, molecular function: phosphatidate phosphatase activity. The transcript has 2 exons. Lineage: Eukaryota; Fungi; Ascomycota; Sordariomycetes; Hypocreales; Nectriaceae. The coding region runs from base 843 to 2255 and encodes 470 amino acids.
AACAGGCGCGCGCAUGGUCAAACACCAUCAAAGAGUCUCAAAGUGAAGAUCUUUCAUGAUUUAAGCUAGUACCGGGAGGUUCUAUAGAAAACAAGCCUUGUAGCACUUGCCUCUGAGCGGUACAUGAUCCCCAAAGAAGAUCCCCGGCCCCCCAAUUCAAAGACAAUUCUCCUAACAAUUCUGUAGUGUUGGCCCCCUGCCCAGACUCCAGCUGGUAGGGCCUAAGGCUAGGAGUGCCGCUGUACACGUAACCUCCAAUUACCGAAGCCGUCAGCCCCAUUCAUUUCUUACAUCAGUUUCCAAAGGACCAUUUUCUGAUAAAAUCGUCCGCAGAUCAAUCCAACGCUGCCAGUCCAAACAAACAGGAGAAAAGCUCGCUUCCAUCUGACAUCGAUAUCAAGUACAAGAUUAACGAUUAACGAAGAUAUAAGAGUGACGGGCGAGUGAGAUUCCUUUGACGACUGAAAACAUCCUUUGGUGCUUCAUACCCCAGACUUCAUCCCAAUACCCAUAACCAUUAUCCCUUCAUUUCUUUGCCCAAGUCAUUUAGAACUCCAGACUUAUUGUCGCAUGCCAAAACUGCUGCUCCUCCUAAGCCCACCUCCUUAGGACUAGCCGCUUGGCCGCUCUUCUCGUUCUCUUCCAUACACACACCUCUCUCUGCAAGCCCACACGCCCUCCCCAGACCCAACGCAGACGGAGCCGGAAACCCUCUGGCUCUCAAGUGCACGCAGAAGCGGGAAACGGGGGCUCAAUUGAGUGUGUGACGACAAGCCCCAAACCUCAAAUAAACCUCCUCCCCCCGAUUCGGCACUCGAUCUUCUCCUCUCUCUUGAUAGAAUAUGCAUUCCUACUACAAGAUGGGCGACUCGGGUUUAGGAACAUUAUCUGGUGGUUUGCGAGGCCGUCGCUUCCCCAUUCGACUGAUCUUGUCCUACCUCUUCGACUGGAUUAUCUGCUUUGUCUUUGUUGGUAUCGGAGGUUGGCUCGAUCGAGUUGCGCCUGCGAAACGACCAUUCUCGCUUGUUGACCCUAAUAUCUCAUAUCCAUUUGCCGAACAUGAACUCGUCCCCGCUUACCUCUUGUUCGUCCUCGCCAUUGGCGUUCCUUUCGUCAUUGUCGCCGUCGUUUCCCUCAUAUUCGUUCCUGGCCCGACUGUACCUAAGGGUACCCCAAAGACUCUUAUCUGGCAACGCAAGCUCUGGGAGCUUCAUGUUGGUGUCCUCGGCCUCGUCCUAUCUCUGACGCUGUCAUGGUUCUUCACAAGCUCUAUGAAGAAUCUGUUUGGCAAGCCUCGACCCGAUCUCCUUGCCCGCUGCGAUCCCGAUUGGAAAAACAUCGACAAGUAUGUCGUUGGUGGUUUCAAGUGGCAGAGCAUGACAGGACAGCUUGUCUCGGCCGAUAUCUGCCAACAGACGGAUAAGUACAAGAUUGACGACGGUUUCCGCUCAUACCCUAGCGGCCACUCGUCGUCUGCCGCUGGUGGCCUCAUUUACGCCUCGCUCUUCAUGGCCAGCAAGUUCGCAGUUACUAUUCCCUUCGUGAUGCCCUCCGCUGCUGCCGUGGCAGGAGCAGCCAGCCAUGCGGCGUUCCCCUCUCGAAUCCACACCGGCUCUGUCGUCGAUCCUUACGAGCCCUCUCGCGCCCGCGGCCCAGAUGGAUCAUUUUCUUCUGUUCCUACAAAGGAACGCGCAGGACAAGAUAAUGCCAAGGUCCAAUCUCUGCGUCGCCAAGCUGCUGCGCCCCCGAUUUACCUCCUUGCUCUAGGCCUUCUCCCCUUUGGUGUCUCAAUCUUCAUUGCUGGUUCGCGCUGGCACGACCGUCGCCACCACGGUUUUGAUAUUCUCUUCGGCUACUUGAUGGGUCUGGUUGCCUCCAUUUUUGCGUUCCGAUAUUAUCAUUUGCCUAUUCGUGCUGGUGCAGGCUGGGCAUGGGGUCCUCGAAGCGAUGAACGUGCGUUCUGGGCAGGCGUUGGACGACAAGGCUAUGCUGGUACAGACGAGGAGCUCGGCGUAUAUUCUCCUCAACGCGACGUGGGCCAUUCUGGAGAUACAUCAUACCCACCCAUGACAUCUGCCCUCGCUCAACGGAAUGUUCGCCAGAAUACAGACCAAGAGCCUAGACCCAGCCAAAACUUCCAAGACGUGGAGCUACAGAGGAUGGAUGAUUCUGAUCGACUAGAAAACAGGUUCCCUGAUGAGCGGUUCACUGAAAACCGGUACGGUGACGCCCAUCAUGCUGAGAACCGUGUCUAGAACCGCGGAAUAUCGCAGUCUAAGCAAGGUGUUUCUUCACAGCAAGACAUGCAGUGAUGGUAUGAGUAUGUAUAUGUAAUUCAGAUGGAUGGUAUAUUCAGGUUCCAGGGAGAAGGUGACCCCUAUGAAUAUCGGUCAGCAUUGAAUUUUUGUUUGUAAUGAAUGGAAAGCGAACAGCUUGCGGGCAGAUAGACCACUUGAUUUUUUGAUACGACAUGACACGAACAAGGAAAUGACCGAUUGAUACCAACCACAGCCAACGUGACUAUCAAUGAGACAUUAAAAUAAUUGCUUGC